ACUGUUUAUUCAAAAUCUUAGAUCUCUCGAUCAGAAAUCCCAAAAUCUAAAAAGUUUGAUUCGAUUUUGAUCGUAGUUUCUCUCUCUGAUUUGAUUCAAAUUUCAAUUGGUUCAGAUCGAAGGUGCUGCAGCUUCUGUUCAUUGACGACUAUGCCUCCUCCAGCCAAAUUGAUUAACCACCGCUGCGCCGCUAGCUUCCGACUGCUCUUGGUCCAUUGGCGUCCAGUGGCUUUUUUGUUUUUGCUUUCGUUAUGGUUUUCACCGGCUCCAGCGACUCACCGGUGGUGUGUCCGGACUGGGACAGUGGCUUCAUCGUGGAGAUCGGCAACCCGUCCUGCUCCGUCCAUGUGGAUUCAUGCCGCAAGGGGAGUUCCGCUGCUGCGAUGUACAUGAUCGGAGCCAACAACCGCUCCGGUUUCAAUCAUGAUCUCUGAUGAGAGCUUGGAACUGAUUGCCAAGUAUUUCAAGAAUUUCAAUCUCUUUGUGCUUUCGUCCUGUGAUGGAUUCGGUACCGAUGGCCUUGCCUCCAUUGCGGCUAAUUGCAGGUUCAUCUCUCUGCUGCUUCCGAGUGUUGAGAUUAAUCCGCAAUUCAUAACAUUUACGCAUGUUACUAUGGAGUCCAAUAAGUACACAUGUGUUCGAGAAACAACGCUGCAGAAUAGUAUUGUGAUUAUUGAAAUGAGUGUGCCGAAUCAACGCCGACUUUGCACCUAUGAAUCCAAACUCCUAAAUCCUUGCUUUGAAAGUGAUAAAGUCUCUCUGCAGACUCUGAAGGCGAGUGAUUGGCAUCUUGAAGGAGCAUUUGAUAUAUUCCACAGCCAGCCUCAGAUUCAAGCACAUACUGAUUCUAGACAUUUGGAGAAACUAUACAAUAGAUAUAAAGGCAAGUUAUGUCCUGCCACUUGGUGUUUUCCUGAAUCAAUAUUUUAUCCUUUUGCUGCACCUUCAUAAUAGAUCAAGAAGACCCAGAUGUAAACCAGUUUAUAUUCUCACAAUUGUGCAAUGUCAGUCUAAAUUUGUAUCAAAAUCCUCAUACGAGUUUGGAUUCAGUCCUAAUCCUAUAGUAGCGAUCAUUAUGGAUUUCCAAAACUGUUUUGAACUUUAUUUAAUAAAAGAGAGAUCAAUGGAAUUGAUUUUCAUGAAGUAUUUUCA
This is a messenger RNA of Rosa chinensis, 1152 nucleotides long. RefSeq names its product transport inhibitor response 1-like protein Os04g0395600. Gene Ontology annotation, biological process: vesicle-mediated transport; intracellular protein transport. Lineage: Eukaryota; Viridiplantae; Streptophyta; Magnoliopsida; Rosales; Rosaceae. The transcript is spliced from 3 exons. Gene Ontology annotation, cellular component: clathrin coat of trans-Golgi network vesicle; clathrin coat of coated pit. The record is from RefSeq and is a predicted model, not a curated record. Gene Ontology annotation, molecular function: structural molecule activity. Bases 424 to 951 code for a protein of 175 amino acids.